AUGACUUGUUUAAAAUCUUCUAUUAAAGAGAUCAUACAAAAAAUUUUAAUUAGUUCCGGUGAAUCAUUUCAUACAUCUGAUCUUGUAUUAGAAUUAAUUUAUGAUUAUAUACGUAUAAAUGCUAAUCAAAUGUUAUUCUAUUUAUCCAUAACUAAAUUACCAGAAUUAUAUGAUUUAUUAAAUUUAUGCAAACAUCAACCAAUUCGUUUAAUUAGAAUUGUAAAAUAUUUUCGUACAAUAUGUACUAGUUCAUUUAUUAAAACAAAUGGAUUAAGUAUAAUGAAUGAAAAACAAUUAUCAUCAUUAUCAAUAAUCAUGAUGAUGAUGAUGAUGACGAAUAUAAGAAAACCAAAUCAUAUAUUACCUAAUUCUAAAUGUUUCAAUUCUUUUCUCCCUCAUAACAAUUCAAAUUGGAUACGUUUAAAUAAAUUAUUUCAUCAAUUAUCUAUCCCUUUACCAACUAUUCAUCAUCAUCAUCAUAAGGAUAAUUCAUUUUGGCAAUUGUAUCCAUUGAAAUUCAAACAAAUUUAUUAUCAAUUAUAUAAAGGUAAAUUAUUACGUUUAACAAGAAUUGAUUUAAUGACAUGUAAUGAAUCUAUUGAGAAAUUUUUAUCAUUUCAUCGUUUAAGACAAUCAGCUAGUUUAUUAAAUUUAACUAAAUCAUGUAAUUUAAAAAAAUUUCUUUAUUGGUUUUACUAUUGUACAUUGAAUAAUAAUCAUAAUCAUGAUGAAAAUAAAAUUACAUUGAAAACUAUCAAUGAAAAAUAUUUGAAAAUGUUACAUAAUAGUAUGACAUGUUCUACUACUACUACUACUACGACCUCCUCCUUCUGCUCUUCGUCGUCAUCAUCUUUGACCAUCGAUUCGACAGUAUCAUCUGGGUCAUCAUCCUCAUCCUCAUCAUCAUCACCUCAUGAAGGUUUACAUAUACUUGCUUAUUUAUUAAAUGGUGAUAUCUUAGAUAUAAUUGAUAUGAUUUUAUUUAAUCGACAAAAAUUAAAUAUUAAUUUAACAUCACCUAUUACACCAAUUGAAAUUAAACAAGUUUUACAUCUAUUUACUAAUAUAUUGUAUCCAAGACAAUGAACAAUCUCAUCAUCAUCAUGCAUAUAGAUCUAUUAAGAUUUGUUGUAGAUAGUUCUCUUACUUGAAAUUCUGUUUUCCAUCUAGAUCUAUUCAAAUGAUAUAUGUGAUAGAUGAUUUAGAUCAAGUUUUGUUCUUUGAAAUUGAAUGGUUCACUACUAUAGAUGAGAGUAUUCAUGAUAUUUCCUGAACACAAUAUCAUCAAUA
Schistosoma mattheei is the source of this 1290-nucleotide messenger RNA. Lineage: Eukaryota; Metazoa; Platyhelminthes; Trematoda; Strigeidida; Schistosomatidae. The record is from the annotation of a GenBank genome assembly.